UGCCAAAAAGGUCAGUAUUAAUUCAUUUUCCUACCCAUCGGUUCCGAAGCUGGUUGAUGCUUCUCGGACGAGCGACCGAAGAAAUUUUUGUUGUAGAGAAACCGCAAGGCUUAAAGAAAAACCCUAACGAAAUGAAAAUCAUUACGCUGCUUGCACUGUGUGUUGUGCUGUUGUGCGCUGCCGUUAGUGCAGCACCCUAUCGCACCGCAAGCUACCAGACACGCUCAUCCCACUCCUUUGCUCAUGCAUCAUCGUUCUCUUCCGCGAGCAGUGUGUCCCGCGUAGUGCAGCAGAAAUCACCGGUGCAGAUCGUCAAGAGCCGUAACGUGGGACACCAUCAAACGCAGAGCCACGGUUAUGCAGGCUUCAGUCGCGGUUAACUGUCACGGUUUGUGUAAAUACAUGAAUAGAAUGUGUUGUACAGUGUA
Messenger RNA from Anopheles stephensi (Asian malaria mosquito), 428 nucleotides. RefSeq lists its product as uncharacterized. The record is from RefSeq and is a predicted model, not a curated record. The transcript has 2 exons. Bases 57 to 380 code for a protein of 107 amino acids. Lineage: Eukaryota; Metazoa; Arthropoda; Insecta; Diptera; Culicidae.